Messenger RNA from Cydia splendana, 2417 nucleotides. RefSeq lists its product as uncharacterized. The transcript has 6 exons. Lineage: Eukaryota; Metazoa; Arthropoda; Insecta; Lepidoptera; Tortricidae. The record is from RefSeq and is a predicted model, not a curated record. Bases 473 to 1852 code for a protein of 459 amino acids. Gene Ontology annotation, biological process: regulation of DNA-templated transcription. Gene Ontology annotation, molecular function: DNA-binding transcription factor activity.
UGAUUCUGGCUGUUACAUAGUUUUAUUUUAUUUUCAUUCCGGUCUUAUUAACAGAAGUUAUAAGACCUCCGCCAGUGUUUUUUCGUUGCAAAUAAAGAAAGAAAUCUAAAAGUAAAGAAGACGAGGUUGUAGAGAAGGUAUCAUGAGCUACGUGUACUCCCGUAAACCCAAGAGUUUGGCCAGCGCGUUGUAUAACCAUCCUAUGCCCCAGUUGAUGCAGGGCACUGUGUGUAGAAAUAUUUGUUUGCGAAAGGAGAAGUCAAAGAAGUUUAAGACCAGCAUUUUUAGAAGACAUAUCAAGAUGCCUACUGUCGUGACAGUCACUUGGUUGGGAGCCUAAAGGGUUACAAUUUCAACUAGAGCUCAAGAAGAGUUCGAAGAAUUCUAUUCAAAAUGGUUGGUCAAAAGAUCAUCUGUGCGAGUGGCACCGACAAUCUCGGAUAUCAAAACAACAAUUUAUACACCAAAAGAUAUGGUUUUUUCGCAAACGAGUCACAGGACUCAAAGUAUUUUGAAAGUGGUAGACAUAGAUCGCAUAAAGAAAGAGAAUCAGGAGAACGGCCUGAACGGAGUAAUCGCCGACGGACCAACCGCAACGCCCCAGCCUCACUGCAGCUUCGCCGAGGUGAGUACUCACGAGUAUCUGAAACCGGAGCCAGUGUUCGAGAGCAAUAUGUAUCACGACACGGACUACGAGUUCUUCCAAGAACUGGCUGGGUGGUGCUCCGAUCCCGCCAAGGAAGAACAAGUACAAACCAUUGAUUCAGCAAAACAAAUUGAAGACAGGGCAUUCAACACUGACACACUACACACACCACUGUCCCCCGGUUGGGACAGCUUCGACGCCAACGUCGCCGCACAGGCGAGCUUCUACACCACGACGCCCAACGACCCGCUGUCGCCGGCCGAGGGCGUCGAUGCGAUGUUCGCCCUUCCGGAGACCGAGCAGUUCGUCGACAUCGCCAGCCUGCCCGUGGUCAUCGACCAGCAGGAGCCGUGGGCCGGCUGGGACACGUACACUAAACCCCUUACACACGAUACGCCCUUCAUCGAUGACGACUCCCAGGACCUGAAGUACAUGGCGUCGGUGACGCCGAGCGAGGUGGAGCGCUGCGACGACGUGAUCACAGAGUACAUCGUGGCUCCACGGAAACACGCGGGCCUGUCGCUGGACGUGGCGGCGCGGCCCGCGCUGGCCAGCCACGUCAUCAGCACGCCCGAGGUGCUGUCCUUCGUCGAGCAACUAGAGCAGGAGAAACACCCCCUCGCUGUCUUGAAAUCUCGGCAGCAAACUCUGGCACAGGAGACUUUCUUGUCUCCGCUGGCAGCGGCGCCGGCUCCGCUGGACUACCAGCCCAUCACACCCAAGAGUGAACCUCAGCCCGACUCCGAGGAGGAGGCUGCCGCCAGGGUGUCCCGGCGGCGCCGCCGCAGCGAGGACAGCGACGAGGAGUAUUCACCACAUCAGGAGCGCACCACCCCCAGAAAAUACAAGAGGAGAAAGCCCAACAUACCUAUAAAGGACAUGAUCUUGGCGCUCGAGGGCUCGCAGCAGCUCACGAGGGCCCGCAGAGGACGCCCUCCCAAGCGGAGAGACAGCGCCGUCUCCAACGCGUGUAGCGAGAACUCCUCUAUGUCCACGCAGGACAUGAAGUACAGGGAACUGAGGGACAAAAACAACGAGGCGUCCAAGCGUUCCAGGAUGCACAGGAAACUGAAGGAACUCCAGAUGGAGCAGGAGGCCGACGAACUCGAGGAGAAGAACAAGAAGCUCCGAGUCCAGGCCGGCAUCCUGGAGGAGAUGGCCAAGAGGCUGAAGGAUGCUCUGCUCACGUCGAUCAUGCAGAAAUAAUCGGGCCCCGCUCGACCUGAUCGCGUCUCUAGUGCCUUGCACUCUAAACAUACGCUAGUCUGCCACGCUCACAGCACGGGUGACGCCUCUUGGCCAGUACAACUAAUAUAUUAACGAGUAAUUAUUAGUGCGAUGUACCUCGUGUGAAAAUGGAUGGGACUGGUGCCAUGCACAUAGCAUGUGUCUUUAAUAUGUUAUGUUCGCAAUCAUUGGAUUGUAUAAAAACAUGGAAAUGAAAAAAAAAAACUAGAUUUGACUCUUAGACUUAAGAUUUAAUUACUUUAGAGCUUACAUUUAUCUUAUGUCGACAAUGUCUCGUAUACUGAUAAUUUUAUCUUCCUAGAAUUAAAUGAAAAGAAAAAUAUAAUAUAUCUUGAAUAAGUUGAAAAUGUCGUGUAAUUAGGUCUCUAUAGAGUUGUAAAUUGUCGACAUUGAAUACUAAUCGUAAAAUCUUAAUAUUGAAUUGCUUACUUCUGUAAAAUAUUGCAUGGUAAUGUGAUGGUUUUAAGUUGUUUUUUUUCUAUAUGUUAUCAAUGAAAGUAAAUAUUAUGAUUGUGAAUUGAAA